AAUAGCACUGUUUUAGCUCUGCCCGCUCAGUCACCCUGGAAAUUGGCGUGCUCGCUUUUGGUUGAGAACCCGCUUGUUGUCUUGGAAACGUCAGUUUCAUUUCAGAGUCGGGCUCGUGGAUAUAUCACUGCAUGAAGUACUACAGAGAGCAAGUGCCUGAAUUCGAAACCGAAUGACUCCUACUACGAGAAUCUUUUGUGUCUACAUGAUCAGUUUUUGUUUGCAGUGAAUGUGAUUCAUGAAUGGUGUCACGGUUUAGUGUUGACAAACUGGAAACCAAAGACCUACACUAAUAGUUGACGAAAUCAAGGUAUGAAAUGGCCGGAUCCAUCACAAGUGGUUCAAUCUCAUUUGAGAGAUGUGACUCCUACGAAGACCAAUUAAAGUCGCUGUUCAUCUCAUGUUGCGACCGCCAACAGGAAGAAUUGGAUGAAAACGGAUUGGUCCGUUUGUGCCAAGAACUGGAACUUAGUCAAUCCUCCCAAGAGCGACUGGCUCGAAGACUCCUGCAAAACGCACCCAAUGGCACAGUGUCGUUCGAAGUGUUCAAGGAGGCAUUGGUGGUAUUGUUAGAGCAGUUGCACCCAGUGAAACCAGAAGUCGAACCCAAGUUGGUGGUUCGGAACAAGAAAUAUGGGCGGAAAUCUAGACCUUCCAGUGUGGAUAUAUCGGACGAAGAGUUGGAGGAAUCGGUUCAAGAGCGACUGAACUCCAACCACGCUCAAGCCAAAGAUCUCUCUCCAUCGUCUGUGGAUGAUGGCAUCAUUCAAGAUAUUUGCCACGAGGGCGGCAGAUUCGCGGAUUUCCACUUUGACUCUGCAGAUCUUGACGGGGUGGAUGAACGCGAGUAUCUGCGGAGCAUUUGGCAGCGACUCCGUGUGGGACGGGAUGGGUACUUAGAUCGACAAGAGCUGGCCGAGGUCUGCGAGGUGAUCGGAAUGGAGAAACUGCCCAUUGAGAUCGUGGACCAAUUGUUCAAGCGUUUAGACGCAGACGGCGACGGUCGGGUCGAAUUUGAAGAUCUGCUCUCAUUGUUCCAGAGCUCGAAGGCUUUCUCCAAGCCCUCCAUAUCCGCUGGGCCUUCUUCCUCAGUGCCAUUGAUUGCGUCCAAUCCCGAGUCCUUAUCCCCUGUUCCAAGUCUACCUGGAAGUGGCGAGAGCUCCGUUCACCACAAGAGUCCACAAUCUCGCCAGGGAAGUGCGAAUAGCAGCCGACGGAGUAAUCAAUUUAGUCACCAUAGCUCGCCAUUAAGCGAAUCCUUGAAGCAAACCACAGAGUUCGCCUACUUUUCAGCCCUAGAUCCUGACCAUACUGGGUUGUGUUCCACGGAAAAUGUCGUGGAGUAUUUAGAGUCGAUUGGGGUGACUAAUCCGGGUAAAAUGAUCCUGGACCUACGAAUCUCGCUAUCCCAGCCAGAAUUGGAUCUGAAGACCUUGAGUGGGCUCAUGGAUGAGGAUCUGGAUCAAACUUUGGACGGGUGUCCGCAUAAUGUCAGUAAUAGUGUGCUGGUUUGUCAGAGCGAGGUGCGGUACCUCCGAUCCUCCCUAGAUAAUGUGGCUUUUGAAAGGGAUAAACUCCGUUUAGACGUGUCUGAAGCCAAUCAGAGAUCGCUAUUGCUUGCUCAGGAAAUCGAUGAUCAGAAUGCGAGACUAGAAAAGUCGAGCCAAGUCAAAUUCAGGGAACUGGAACAGAAAUAUGUUGAUCAAAUUCGGGAACUGCAAGGUGAAUUGAGCUCAGAGAAAGAGCAACAUCAGUAUGUGUCUCUGGAAUUAGACUCACGUCAACGAAUGAUCUCAGAAAAGAUGAAUGAAAAAGAGAGCAAAAUGAGAGAACAAAUUCGGAACUUGGAAAAGGAAAAUGAACGCCUUGAGAAGGACCAUACGAGUUUCAGCCAGAAAUUACAAGACAUGGUGGCCAUGAACCAAAGCCUUCAAAUCGAGGUGGAUUCCAUGGGGCCUUUGAAAGAGCGUCUCCUGGAACUAGAAGGAUCUUGUGCCACUGGUGUUGAUCAAACCAUCCUUGAGCUCACCGAGCGAGUUGAUGAGCUCAACAAAAUGAACAAGGAUCUCCGGGAUCAAAUUGACGAGCUGCACAUGCAAGCCGAGUCUGCCAAACUGUCGCAUUUUGAAAGUCGGCGAUCAUCGGCUCCGUUCUUCCAAUCCGCAACCACUAGUAACAGUUUGGACGGCAAACCCGUGCGAUUCAGCCGAUCUCUUAGUUUAAAGCAUCCUCUCAAACGAGGUCGUAAUCCGACCGUUGAAGAAGAUCCGGGUGAAGACUCUAAUGCUCCCGGUGCUGUAACAUCCUCAGAAGAAUCAUCUAUAUCCUCACGGGUGUCCUCUCCCAGAGAGGGUAAAGUGCCUCGAAAAAGUGUGAAGUGCGUGAUUAGUGAAGAGGACUUUUUGGACUCCAACCAUCCCGAAACUCACCUCACAAGUCUUAGUGUUGAACUGGGGACAGCCAAUUUGCCUGUGAUCGACAGUCCACCCUCAUCACUUGGAUCCAUUGACGACUCGCUUGUCAUGGGCAAUUUUGAAUCAUCAUUUCCAUCAUCAUCAGCGGUGAUGGGAGAAGUUGGAGAAAUCAGAGGAAUUGAACAAGAGGAGCCCUCCUGUUGCAAUCGCACUACCGCGGCCUUACGGGCCCAGAUUGCUCAAUUGGAGGUCAGAUGUCAACGCUUACAGGAGGAGAAGAAGACGCAAGAGGACGAACUUUUGGAGGAAGUCGAAAGCCUUCGACAAGCUAAAGAGAAUGAGAUCAGCCGGAUUAGACAUGAUUUGGACGCCACAAACAUGAAGUUGAACAAGGUAUUGGCCGAAAAGGAUCACCUGGAUGAGAACCUUCGGCAAAGCACCUUGAUCAAUGUAUCCUUGUCCACCGAGAUGAAGAAAGUGGACUCGGAAAUGGAGGCCGUCCAAUCGCGCUUACUCACGGCUUUGGGAGAGAUCGACCACUGCAAGGGGAAACAAGCAUCUGAUGAAGAUCGAAUCACGGUUCUCACGGGCAAAUGCUCAAAACUUGAGGAUCGGUUAAGAGAGUCCGUGAUUACAUUGGGAUCGCCGGCAUCGUCGCUAUCGAGGUCAUCCUCCAGCGCCUCUUCGUCCAGGACCUCGUCCACGAUUCAUUCCUCGAGUAGCAAUGAGAAUAUCCAAGUGAUUGCAGUCCGUCACAACAUGUCCCCGCCUCAACUGAAGCGGUCUAAUUCGCCAUGUGUGUCCAAAAUCUUUGUCAAUUCCGAGCAAUCCAGCCCAGUGGCAGGUGCGCGCCAACCCCGUCAGUUGGUCUCCUCGGCUUCUUUCUCUGGUCUCUUUAAAUCUCACUCACUGUCAAUUCACUCACCUGGUUCAUCGGCUAGCUCUUCGUCGAGCUCUUGCGCCGGUCAUCAGCCUUCUUCUCUGCCUCUGAUCCCGACCAGUAACGCCAUCAAACGUUCCAGGUCAACUUCGGACAAUGAAAGGGCCAAGGUGCAAGUGUUCCAAUUGGAGCAGCAUUGCAAGAACCUGGAAGGAGAGCUGGACCAUGUGAAGGACGAGAUCAUCAAGAUCCUCAGUGACAAGACUUCGGCCUCCAAAGAGAACCAAUCUCUGAAGCACUACGCCAAAGCAUAUGAAUUGUUGAAGAAUGAGAAUGCAGACCUAAAGAAAGAGCUGGCCAUGUUGAAGCUGAAUCCACCCAAAUCACCCAGCCUCUCCUCUGGAUCAUCCAGAGGCAGCAUUGAGACCAGCACUGAUCACCAUGAUAUCGAUCGGUCGUCGCCUGAUGGCCAGGAAUUCGAAAGUGUGACUACUUCGUCCACGGCCUCAAGCCCAAGCACAUCACAUAAACCAAGAAUCUUGAGCGAGAUCCCCGAACAACCGGACUCAUUAGACGAUGACACCUCUGACGAUAAAAGGCUGCAUCUAGAGAAAGAACUGGAGUCUGUCAAAAGUGAGCAAGUCAAAGAACGCGAGGCGUGGUCAACCAAAAUCUCACAAUUAGAAGAAAGUCUGGAGUUAAUGCGAUCCGAGUUUGAAAACAUGGAGGACUAUUGGCAGGGCAAAUUGGACGAAGAGCGACAGUUCUACGAGAACCAACUCAAAACCUCAGAUGCCAAUUUCAAAGACUUGGAGAUGAAAAUGCGAGAAUACGAAGACCUUUUGAUGACCUCGGAAAGUGUGAGCAAUCCCGAAGCCGAGAAGCUGUCCACCAUUGCCGAGACUGUUAGCUUGGAGGGUCAAGUCACGGACCUCGAGACCGAGAUCCUUGAGCUUAAAAACCAAAUCGAGGAGCUGACAAGGGAGAAAGAGGAGAAUGAGCAGAUCCUCGAGGAUCAAUGGCACGAGAAGAUAUUGAAGGAGCAAGAGGGCUUCGAGAAAGAAAAGGAAACCCUCCAGAGCCGCAUCCUUGAUCUCGUACAGAAUCUCAAAAAAGUCUCCCUCGAUCUUGAAAAAGCCAAUCAAGAGAAGGAGGUGAUCAAUGUCAAAUACAACCAGGACGUGUCCCGUCUCCAAGGGUCCUACACAAAGAUGCAGGAGCACCUUCGGAGGACUCAGUCGGUCACGGGCUCGUUCCCUCCCCAAAGUAGAACCAAGAUCCAAAUCAAGCAGCCUUCCUCGCUCCCACCUGAAAUCAUUGGCGACGGGUCAGCUCAGGCGGAUCUUCAGCGACUGCACGAGUUCAGACGACUCAUUCAAGAUGAGUGCGAUCAACUUCUCCUCAGACGCGAUCAGCUCCAACAAGAUGUGGUUGGUGACAGUUUUCUUUGGUUCACAGUCCCUCCCCCUCCGUCCUCGAAUCCCUCCUCUGUCUGUACUAGUACUACUACUACUGCUACUUCUAUCCGUCCCGUCGUCCCCCAAAGCGGAAGUUUGAGCCUUGACAGCUCCUUCCGAUUUGAUCCUAGCUCCAAUAGCAUCCAGAUGGAGCAACCUGGUCUUGAGGGCCCCUCUGAGCGCCCUCACCUUUUGCACUCCUCGACCACGAUGCUUGAUGGCGGUGAUGGGAUGAAACGCGGGCAACACUCAGCAAUCAAGGACCUGGCUCUGUUUAAAACCUCCGCACUUUCCUCUAUGGCUCGGGCUUACAAGGCUGUCCUGCAAGACAUUGAAAGGGAAAAGGCCACCAUUGCCGAGGAGAUGCAAGAGUUGAGAUCCAGUAAGCAAAAGCUCCGCAAGGGUAUCUCAUUUAACCCCAUCAAGGCAUUACAAAAUCGACUGAAGCAUCAAGAGGCGCGAUGCAAGCAUCUUCGGGAUGCCCUCCAAGUCCAGCAGGACCAAUCUGACAAAAUUCUUCAAGUAACUCGCGAUCAGCACCGUUCGGAGAUUGAGAAUCUGGAGACCUUAAUCAAGGUCAACCAAGAGAUACUUCACUCUCAGAUGAGCAAAUACAACGACCAGAUGCAUCGCCUCAUCCAAUCAGACGCUCUAGUCAAGCAGCUCUCCACCCAAAAUGAAUCCCUCAUCCUGGCCAUUCAAAUGCUCGAAGAUACUCUCAAUGGCGAUGAGACGGGCGAAGACACCCGUGAAUGUCUCACUCACAUGUGCAAGAUCCUCACUUCAGACGACAGUCCGGAAUCCUCGUGUUCUGGGAGUGAUUGCGGAAGCAGUGGCCUCUCCACGACCUCCACGGGUGGGGAUUGAACACCUAACUCCGUUUGAACAUGAUUAACAAAUACAACUGAUCUCGAAGCCAGUGAUCACCUCGAUACACUACUAUAUUCACUUACUCACUCGCUCAUACAAACACACACGCACGCCCCAUCCCCAAAUCUUGCCUGGUUGUCUUUUGAGGCACAGUAUAUUCUGUAAGAUGAAUAUCGACUUUUGUGAUACUUGGAUUCCAAAAUUAUUGCUUGUUGCUGACAUGAAUGAAUAUCUAUGUAUAUGAAAAGAUUAAUAUAUAUGAACGAGUAGAAUUGUUUAAAA
Tigriopus californicus is the source of this 5903-nucleotide messenger RNA. Its product is annotated as ninein-like. Gene Ontology annotation, biological process: microtubule anchoring at centrosome. NCBI's taxonomy places the organism in Eukaryota, Metazoa, Arthropoda, Copepoda, Harpacticoida, Harpacticidae. Gene Ontology annotation, cellular component: centrosome. The record is from RefSeq and is a predicted model, not a curated record. The transcript is spliced from 17 exons. Gene Ontology annotation, molecular function: calcium ion binding. Bases 318 to 5618 code for a protein of 1766 amino acids.